GAUUCUCUCUAAUUUCCUCUGCCCUCUCCGAGCGUCUUUCCCCUUCCCCAAUCUCGUCCAACAAUCGCACGUUUUUUUCUCUUUUUAUCAGAAAGAGAUAACAGAAAAUCACUAAACUCAGAAGGGAGGACUGGCAUUUACAUUUUUUGGGUGCCAUUUUCAUUUUCUUAUUUUAACGCUUUUCUUCUCUUUGAUUCUUCUGUUGCAGGAAAAUCCAAUCCCAUCCCAUCCGUCCAUUCAUGAAAUCCUCCUCGCACAAGCACCCCAGGAAUUCCUCUUCAUCCGCAGUUCGCAGUCGCCGUCAGAAAAACAAAUCCAAGAAACACCGCCGCCGCGAUGUUUCAAUCUCCUGCUCAGACUCUGAUCCGAGAAGUGAUUCAUCCCUAUCAAUCUCGUCUUCCAACUCCAAAGACGGUUUUAGGAGUAGAAAAACGAUGAGGGCUCGAGAUACUGCCAAGAGGACUACAAAGAGGGCUCGGCGCUCCUCCUCCAGCAGCAGCAGUGAAGGUAGAGCUUUGGCGCAUCGGCGCCACCACCGCCACCGUAAUAAAAGUAGGAGUGAGUCAAAACAGAGUGCUGGAUCGGAUAAAAGGAAGCGGUCCCUUAAAAAGAAGAGAGUGAAGGCACGCUCCCCUAGCAGUGAGUCACACCGGAGCUGCUCAACUUGCUGGGAUUCAAGCAGCAGCGGGGAUAGUGAGAUUGAAAGGUCGAGGAGAUCAGGUGGGGGGAAAUUCAGUACUCGGGGUAGGUCCCACCAGCAGGAAAGGACUCGGAGAAGAAGGCACCGGUCACGGAGCUGUUUGUCGUUGUCGUGCAGCGGACGCAGCAGCAGAAGCCGUGGACGGAGUAAGGAAAGAUUGAUAGAGGAGAGCUUUCCGAGACGUCUUGGGUCAGUCAUCACGGUUGUUAAAGAUUUGAUGGAGAGGGAUGACGAGAACAAAGCUGAAAUAAUCCCAGCUUACGAUGAUUGUCCUUCUUCUAGAAGCAAUGAUAGUUAUGAAGGGGUCAGGAAGAGGGAAAUCGGAUCCCAACUUCCUGAUCAAAACAGCCAGCACGCGCUGGAGAAGAAGAGACGGGUAGACGAGAAGGACGAGUAUGAUAAUGACUUUGGCAGGGCCCAACCUGGUUGGAAUGAUCCUCCUUUGAUGGAGAAGAAGAAUGAGGUUUCUGUUGAUGUCGGUAGUUCAGAGAUUGAGGAUUUGGAAUCCCUCUUAAGGCAGAAAGCAUUGGAAAAUUUCAAAAGGUUUCGUAGUUCAAGCUCGAAAUCUCUUGGCAAUCAGAAAGAUGGGAGUGGGGUUUCGAAGCAAUUGACAGCGAAAGGUGAAUCUACCCAAUCGGGAGAUGCCAAAAUCGUUGGUUUACCAUUGAAUGGGAAAUCCGCAAUUGAUCUAGAAAACUGUGGACGCGAUCAUGAUGGACAUGAGUCUAAGUCUAAAUCAGCCCUUAAUCCAUUACCAGGUGGUGAAUCUGUUGGUAUCAAUAAUAAAUCCAUACAAGGUACUUUGACAUUCAGGCCCGACUCUUCUCGUGAUCGCUCCAUUCAUCGUCGUAUGCACCUAGGAAAAUCAGAGCAGGUUGCCAAUGAUGCCAUUGGUGCUGCUGCCCGUUUGAAUGAAAACCAACAUAUUGAGAAGGAAGAGCUCACGUUAGGUGGAUCUACUGAAAAGCUGUCCGAGCAAUCAUUUGGGACCAAAAAUAUCCCAGAUAAGAAAGUUGGUGAAAUCCCCAAAGCUGCUGCUGCUUUCGUGAGUAGGAGUAUGCAUGGUGUGGAAGUCAAAAAAGGCGAUGGGUCUGGUCCCACGGCCUCUUCUUGCCUUGAUCCCGUGGCAAGAGACUGUGCCUCAUCUGAACCGAAGGCUGAAGAAAUUAAAGGUGGCUCGCAAUAUGAGCAAAAGACAAUGUCUGUGAUGCGUGGCGGAGAAAUGGUGCAGGUGAGCUACAAAGUUUACAUACCGAAGAAAGCCCCAGCCUUGGCAAGGAGGCAAUUGCAACGGUGAAGUAUCUUAUAAUUCUGGUUCUUAUGCAUGACAGGAUAGUGGGUAAAUAUGUGAGCUUCGUAAAAGUCACAUCAAUCAGCCCUCUCUAAAGUGCUACCUUUGUUGGGUAAAAUUGUGAAUGUUGGAAAAACCAUAUCAUUUUGCCCCCACCCCUCCUUUUCAAGGUGUUACCUUUGAUAGAAAGCUUAAAAGGACUAUAGAAACAUUUUCUAGUAUUAAAUCCAAAACCAGUGAUCUACUACCCACGAAAUCUUUUAUUUUCAGGUCAUGACUCUAAAAUAAUAGCUACUUUUGAUAAGAACAUCAUCUAGUUUCAACCCUUGUUGCUUUAGUGUUUGUACUUAAUAUUAUUUCAGUGAACAAUUA
This is a messenger RNA of Magnolia sinica, 2363 nucleotides long. RefSeq names its product DEAD-box ATP-dependent RNA helicase 42. NCBI's taxonomy places the organism in Eukaryota, Viridiplantae, Streptophyta, Magnoliopsida, Magnoliales, Magnoliaceae. The record is from RefSeq and is a predicted model, not a curated record. Bases 240 to 1997 code for a protein of 585 amino acids. The transcript has 3 exons.